UGUAAAACUUCAUAUCAGUGUGAUAUCUGUGGUAAAUCAUUCACUGAAAGUUGCAACUUAGCUGUUCACAAACGUAUUCAUACAGGAGAGAGGCCUUACAGCUGUGAUAUCUGUGGUAAAUCUUUUGCAAUAAGUGGACACUUACAGAAUCACAGACGCACUCACACAGGAGAGAAACCCUAUUGUUGUGAUAUCUGUGGUAAAUCCUUUUCACAAGCCAACCAAGUUACUAUGCAUAAACGCAUUCAUACAGGAGAGAGACCAUUUCAUUGUGAUAUCUGUGGCAAAUCCUUCAUUGGAAAACAAGUGUUAAUGGUUCACAAACGUAUUCAUACUGGAGAAAAGCCAUAUCACUGUGAAAUAUGUGGUGGUUUAUUCUUGUUAAAAAAUCACUUAACUGUACACAAACGUAUUCAUACAGGUGAGAGACCUUACAGCUGUGAUAUCUGUGGUAAAUCUUUCGCACAAAAUGGUGACUUAAAGGCUCACAAACGCACUCACACAGGAGAGAGACCUUACCGCUGUGAUAUCUGUGGUAAAUCUUUUGCACAAUGUGGUGACCUAAAGGCUCACAAACGCACUCACACAGGAGAAAAACCGUAUCGUUGUGAUAUUUGUGGUAAAUCCUUCGUUGGAAAACACAUGUUAAAGGCUCACAAACGUAUUCAUACUGGAGAAGAACCUUAUCACUGUGGUAAGUCUGUGGUAAAUCAUUCACUGGGAGUGGUCACUUAGCUCUUCACAAACACAUUCAUACAGGAGAGAAGCCACAUCAGUGUGACGUUUGUGGCAAAUCAUUCUCUCGUAGUCAUUACUUAUCUGUUCACAAACGUAUCCAUUCAGGUGAGAAGCCAUAUCAAUGUGAUAUCUGUGGCAAAUCAUUCUCUCAAAAAUUUGGCUCAGUGAUGUGAAAUACAUGUGAAAGAAAGCAGUGGUAAUGGAAGAUUUAAGUAGACAUGGGCAGAAGUGAUGAAGAAUGACGUCUGGAUGUUGAAUCACCUAGAGACAUUGCUUAGCAACGUGUAAACUAAAAGGAAAUCUUUGAGAAAUGAUGACAAUGUGACAGAACUGUAAAAAAUAAAAUUCUGAGAUUUAAUUAAAAAGUAACAAUAAAGUAUUUCAGGAUGAUUAUUAUUAUUAUUUUCCAAAUAAACAUGCACUUUAUAUUCUUUCUUCACACGUUUAUAA
Messenger RNA from Octopus bimaculoides (California two-spot octopus), 1188 nucleotides. RefSeq lists its product as uncharacterized. Gene Ontology annotation, biological process: regulation of transcription by RNA polymerase II. NCBI's taxonomy places the organism in Eukaryota, Metazoa, Mollusca, Cephalopoda, Octopoda, Octopodidae. The record is from RefSeq and is a predicted model, not a curated record. Gene Ontology annotation, molecular function: RNA polymerase II cis-regulatory region sequence-specific DNA binding; DNA-binding transcription factor activity, RNA polymerase II-specific.